AUGCAAGACGACAGCAUAGAAGCUUCUACUUCCAUAUCUCAGCUUUUAAGAGAGAGCUAUUUAGCAGAAACUAGACAUCCAGGAAACAAUGAGAGGAGUCGAGCAGAACCUUCCUCCAACCCUUUCCAUUUUGGCAGUCCUGGAGCUGCUGAAGGAGGAGGCCAAGAUGACCUUCCAGAUCUUUCAGCCUUUCUGAGCCAAGAAGAAUUAGAUGAAAGUGUCAAUCUGGCAAGACUGGCCAUCAAUCAUGAUCCUUUGGAGAAAUCAGAUGAAGCUCAAGCUAGAAAACGUCUUUCUUCUGAGCAGAUGAAACACUCACCUAAAUCAAGUUCUGACCCUAACUUCUGCCAAGAUAACUCUCGAAGUCCUUCCAGCUCUAAAGAGAGCCCCCAGGAGGCAAAAAGGCCACAGUAUAGCUCAGAAACCCAGUCCAAAAAAGUAUUUUUAAAUAAAGCUGCCGAUUUCAUUGAAGAGCUGUCCUCCCUUUUCAAAGCCCAUAGUUCCAAAAGGAUUAGACCUCGUGCUUGCAAAAACCACAAGAGUAAAUUGGAAUCUCAAAACAAACUUAUGCAGGAAAGCAGCUCCAGUGUCUCAGAUCUAUCAGAGAGAAGAGAAAGAUCUUCUGUUCCCAUCCCUAUCCCUGCAGACACCAGGGACAAUGAAGUGAAUCAUGCCCUUGAACAGCAGGAAGCUAAGAGGCGUGAGGCUGAGCAGGCUGCCAGUGAGGCAGCUGGUGGAGACACCACCCCAGGGUCUUCACCUUCAUCUUUGUACUAUGAAGAACCUCUGGGGCAACCUCCCCGGUUCACUCAAAAGUUACGGAGCAGAGAAGUUCCAGAAGGAACCAGAGUACAGUUGGAUUGCAUAGUGGUAGGAAUUCCACCACCUCAAGUAAGGUGGUAUUGUGAAGGUAAGGAGCUUGAAAACUCCCCAGACGUUCAUAUUGUCCAGGCAGGAAAUCUACACACACUGACUAUUGCUGAAGCCUUUGAAGAAGACACAGGACGUUAUUCCUGUUUUGCUUCUAACAUCUAUGGGACAGAUUCAACUUCUGCUGAGAUUUAUAUAGAAGGGGUUUCUUCUUCUGACUCAGAAGGGGACCCUAACAAGGAAGAAAUGAAUCGAAUCCAGAAGGCAAAUGAGACGUCAUCCCCUCCCACUACUUCUGCAGCCAUUCCUUCAGUAGUUCCCCAAGCCCAGCAUGUGGUGGCCAAGCCCAGGGUGUCAACCAUCCAGCAGUGUCAGAGCCCCACCAACUAUUUGCAAGGAUUGGAUGGAAAACCUAUCAUUGCAGCUCCUGUUUUUACAAAGCAGCUGCUCUGGCGGGCUUUCAAGGCUGCAGCGGCCCUGGCUCCAGCUGCUUCAGCAGUAAUUUGAAGAGUGCAAGGGGGCAGGGGAAGUGCGAAUUUGAAGAAGAGCACUUCAUUAUAUAAUAGCAGAGGCAGGAAACCCUGAAAUAACUGCGCCAGUGGCCGGAUCCAGAUUUCUGAAGGUUACACGGGGCCCUCUCCCCAACCUGACAACUCCAGAGACUUCUCUGACUCAGGUGUUGCCCUGGGCCCCUGUGACAAUCAAGGAGCUAAACGGUCUUCAAGCAAAUAGUUCUCUGUUGGUGGACACUGCUCUGGUCUCACUUCAGCCUUCAGCACUAUACACAAGCGCUUGCAGCAUCUCCCAAGGUGCAAAAACAUCAACUGCAUUAAAAAAGGAAUAAAAUGACAAUAUAAACCCUGUAGCUGACAUCUUGUAACUAUCAAGGGAGAUGCCCUUCUUCAAGGAUAUUCCUGCAUUAUAUCUGUGGGUAUGGAUCUACUAAGCAAGAACUGUUUCCUUUUAAUUCACAUUUAUAGUACCUGGCACAGUGCUUGGCACAAAGCAGGCAUGUAGUAAUAUUAA
This is a messenger RNA of Manis javanica (Malayan pangolin), 1896 nucleotides long. The record is from RefSeq and is a predicted model, not a curated record. NCBI's taxonomy places the organism in Eukaryota, Metazoa, Chordata, Mammalia, Pholidota, Manidae.